AGCACGUGAUGGCGAGAUCGGAGGUACCAGUAUCGAACCAGGACCUCGUCCUGAUCCCCCAGAAAAUUUUAGGCGGCGCUUUGCCAUUGAGAUGAGAUUCCUCCAAUAGGAGCUCGGCAGUAGUAAUUCGCAUCAUAAAGAUAUUUGUUUCCGCGGCUGCGCAUUCUCCAUACCUAAUAAUGUACACUGCACGUCCAUGGUAUCUUCUGGCAGAUAGAGAGUUUGCUGUUGUUUGAACUGGGCGGCCCUUGUCUUCUCCACAGCGGCUACUCGACUUGCCACCACCGUUUGCUUUUAGCAGCGACAUGUUGGCGGAGUCACAAUUUCGAGUAUUCUUUGCAGUCUGAAAUUCAUUGAUCGACCUUCGCAUACGUUCGCAGAAUGUGGUGUCAGAGGGCUUCUGCCCCAUUUGCCUUUCGCGCAACCGGGCUCUCCUCCCGGCUACAAUGGCGACAGUGUCGCAGUUUCGGCGAUAGCGUGAAACGAUUUCAAGAAGUUUUCCACGCUCAACUCGAAGAUCCCAAUGCCGCCGCCAUCUUGACAUCGAUGAAGACCUCUCCCAAAGUCCCCCAGACUCUUACGGAGAAGAUCGUCCAGCAAUAUGCGGUAGGAUUGGCAAAAGACAAAUAUGUGAGGUCGGGCGACUAUGUCACAAUAGCUCCGCAUCAUUGCAUGACACACGAUAACUCAUGGCCGGUUGCUUUGAAGUUCAUGUCGAUAGGCGCGACGAAGUUGAAGGACCCUAAGCAGGUUGUCUGCACGCUGGACCACGAUGUGCAGAACAAGUCAGAAAGGAACUUGAAGAAGUACAGACAAAUUGAGGAAUUUGCGAAGAAACAUGGAGUGGACUUCUACCCUGCUGGACGGGGUAUUGGGCAUCAGAUCAUGGUUGAGGAAGGAUAUGCGUGGCCUGGGACCCUGGUGGUUGCAAGUGACAGCCACACCAACAUGUACGGCGGCAUCGGCUGCCUGGGCACCCCUGUGGUCAGGACGGAUGCAGCCAGUAUUUGGGCCACUGGCCGCACAUGGUGGCAGAUCCCUCCGGUGGCCAAGGUUACGUUCACUGGCAUCCUCCCCAAGGGCGUGACCGGAAAAGAUGUGAUCGUGGCCCUGUGUGGACUGUUCGACAAAGAUGAUGUGCUUAACCACGCCAUUGAAUUCACUGGCUCCGAAGAGACCUUGCGAAGUCUUCCGGUCGAUGCCCGGUUGACGAUUGCAAAUAUGACCACUGAAUGGGGGGCUCUCUCUGGAUUGUUCCCUAUGGAUGAUGUUCUUCGAGGCUGGCUGCGGGCCAAGGCGACGAUGUCAGCCUUGGACUCAUCAGAAGGCCGGUCGGGAAAUCCUCGUUUCACUCAUUCCCGUCUCGAUGAGCUCUUUGAGUCCCAGUUAACCGCGGAUAAAGGGGCGCAGUAUGCCAAACAGCUUUACCUCGACCUGAGCACUUUGUCGCCGUAUGUUUCUGGGCCAAACUCGGUGAAGGUGGCGACCCCUCUGAACGAGCUAGAAGAUCAGAACAUUAAGGUUAACAAGGCUUACUUGGUGUCUUGCACCAAUUCGCGUGCAUCCGAUCUCGCUGCAGCUGCAAAAGUGUUCAAGGACGCCGCUGAGAAGAACGGCGGCAAAGUUCCAAAGAUCGCUGAAGGUGUUCAGUUCUACAUUGCAGCGGCCUCCCUGCCGGAACAACAAAUUGCUGAGGAGGCUGGUGACUGGCAAACUCUCAUCGAGGCAGGAGCCGUUACGCUGCCAGCGGGCUGCGGCCCCUGCAUUGGGUUAGGCACGGGACUGCUUGAGCCUGGCGAGGUCGGCAUUAGUGCGACGAACAGAAAUUUCAAAGGUCGUAUGGGUAGUCCUGAUGCAAAGGCCUACCUUGCGAGCCCAGAGGUCGUGGCAGCUAGUGCUCUCACGGGCAAGAUUAGCGGCCCUGGUUGGUAUGAAAGGCCAGAAGGCUGGUCUGGAGUGGUUAGGGGUGAAGGCGACGGCAUCAAAGAAGAAGACCGAAUGAUCACAGCGGAUGAAGCUUUUCAGAAGAUCAUCGACCAGCUGGAUAGCAUGAUUGAAACGGCUGAGGAUACAUUUGGAGGAGCAGAGAAGACAACUGAAACCACAUCAAGCACCACCGAAGUCUACCCCGGCUUCCCCGAACGGGUUGAAGGAGAGAUUGUGUUCUGUGAUGCCGACAACAUCAACACCGAUGGCAUCUAUCCAGGAAAAUACACCUACCAAGACAAUGUUUCUGUUGAAAAGAUGGCCGAAGUGUGCAUGGAAAACUAUGACCCCAAGUUCUCUUCGAUCGCAAAGCCUGGCGAUAUCCUGGUUGCCGGAUUCAACUUCGGAUGCGGUAGUUCUCGGGAACAGGCAGCCACUGCCAUCUUGGCCAAGAAGAUCCCCCUUGUUGUUGCGGGCAGUUUUGGCAAUAUCUUUUCGCGAAACAGUAUCAAUAACGCCCUGAUGGGCUUGGAAGUGCCUAAGUUGGUCAGGCGACUGCGCGAAACGUUCUCGGAACCUUCGAAGCCGACGACGUCUGAUCAGAUAACUGAGCCUGUUGGUAACAAGGAGGAGCAGCAGAGCCUUGAUUCGCCGCCGCCUGCGCCAACGAAGCCUCAGGAAAAGCAGCUUUCCCGUCGAACUGGUUGGACAUUUGUUUGGGAUGUGAAGAAGUCACAGAUCGAGGUCGUCGAAGGACCAGGCGGGAAAAAAUGGACGGAGAAAGUCGGAGAGCUUCCGCCAAAUGUCCAAGAAAUCAUUGCCAAAGGUGGUCUUGAAAAGUGGGUGCAGAAAGAGAUUGGAGCAGCAUGAUUACGUUUCCCUUGACAUCCAAAAUCUGGUGUUUGAAGGGAGCUGGGUCAUCUAACCGCGGCUCAACAAAAGCACAUCCGUUACUAGCAUCCGCCAGCCUUGCGUGUUGCAUGGGAGUUCCCAGACUGGGCAUCUGAGAAGGAGAACAUUCGGCAUUGCCCCAUCAUCAGCAUUGACGUCGUCUGCGCCGGCAUGCGGAGCCCGCUAGCAUCUCGCCCAUCUCCAGAUAUGCUGGGAGCGACCCGCAAAGCAGACAGAACCACUGGGAAGAUGGACGAAGCCAACGAUGGAGACAAGUAGCCCUCCGGGCUCAUUGAUGUGGUGGAGGUGGAAAGGCCUAGUCACUCGAACUUCGGUAUCGGCUAUCAGCUGUGGAAGGUGAUCAAAAGAACUGUUCCAUCUUGCAAGGAUUUAAUGAUGCUCGGUAGGGUGUUGAAUGUCAGGUCUUGAUUUGCAAAUUCUACACGCUCCUGUGAAGCGGGCGGGGAACAGCACUUGACUUCCGCAUGGAUGGAGAAGUUGUUGUAGCACAACCUGUGCAUCUAGAUGUGUUAUUACUUUAAGUACAGUAGAUCCCUGUUCAUUACAACACUCAACAAGCGCACUGUGAAUGACCAAAUUACCGAUGUCAUAUCUGGA
Exophiala dermatitidis NIH/UT8656 is the source of this 3435-nucleotide messenger RNA. Its product is annotated as homoaconitase, mitochondrial. The transcript is spliced from 2 exons. Gene Ontology annotation, molecular function: homoaconitate hydratase activity; 4 iron, 4 sulfur cluster binding. The coding region runs from base 382 to 2796 and encodes 804 amino acids. Gene Ontology annotation, biological process: L-lysine biosynthetic process. NCBI's taxonomy places the organism in Eukaryota, Fungi, Ascomycota, Eurotiomycetes, Chaetothyriales, Herpotrichiellaceae. The record is from RefSeq and is a predicted model, not a curated record.